Molecule: messenger RNA, 861 nt
Organism: Bactrocera dorsalis (oriental fruit fly)
Lineage: Eukaryota; Metazoa; Arthropoda; Insecta; Diptera; Tephritidae
Exons: 1
Coding region: 1-759 (252 amino acids)
Source: RefSeq, a predicted model, not a curated record
AUGUCUUGGAGAGUUCGUCAUUUUUUGAAACAAGUGCGUGAAAAUAAAGAGGGUGAUGAGCGUAAAAAAGCGUUGACCCAAAACAAGGAAUUUUUCAAGGAGACAGAUAAUUCAACUAUUGAUAAUCAGCUUGUUACAUUAUCUGACUCACCGAAGAACGACGUAACUGAAAAUCAUAAUCCACCAACUUGUUUUGAAACCAAAGAAACUAAGAAGGAUUUUGAGACUUUGUCACCCCUCAGUACAAGUUUGGAAAGUCGUUUUAGUCCCUUAACUACUCUUAAAGGCAGAUAUAUUAACUGGAAUAGAAAACAUAGUGAUUUGGCAGCACAACCUUGGUGCUGCAUUAGUGAUAUAAUUCAUUUUUGUGACAAACAUGAAUACCAAACACUGAGCCUUAACGACCCCAGUCAAAAUAAUAAAAUUGUUUCCGAGGUCAAAUUUCUUUUAAUUGACGGCAAAGCUCCUUUUGAUCUAUGUAAACGGUUUCCUGGAAAUAUAAAAAAUCCAGAAGAUUUGUGGAUUUGUAUUAGUCGUUGUGCUAGUGUCGAAUAUCAUCUGAAAAAAAUAUUGAGCCUGUUUCGUAGACCUCUCGCCCGGUUGGUGGUCGAUAAGCAACGAGUGUUAAGACAAAAUUUCCACUUGGCAGUGAGUGAAUUACGUUUGGAUAUAUCAGCUCACAUUAGUACAGUUAAUCUAUAUGACCGAAAUAUAUUCGAACAUGAAUUUCAACUACGAUGGGAAGACAAGGUCGAUUAAAGUGUGUAAAAAAUAAUGUUUUGUUAUAACUUCAAAUAAAUCUUUUUUGUAUUUUAUUAUAAUAAAAGUGUUGCAUAUAUUUUUUUGCUUAUUCUAUAUAAA